Rhododendron vialii is the source of this 1759-nucleotide messenger RNA. Its product is annotated as allene oxide synthase 3-like. Gene Ontology annotation, molecular function: oxidoreductase activity, acting on paired donors, with incorporation or reduction of molecular oxygen; iron ion binding; monooxygenase activity. The record is from RefSeq and is a predicted model, not a curated record. The transcript has a single exon. Lineage: Eukaryota; Viridiplantae; Streptophyta; Magnoliopsida; Ericales; Ericaceae. Bases 13 to 1491 code for a protein of 492 amino acids. Gene Ontology annotation, biological process: sterol metabolic process.
ACACCUCAAACAAUGUCUUCAUCUCCUUCUUCUUCCUCCUCUCCUCCGCCAACCUCCGGCGACACGCCGCCAUCAAACCUCCCGUUAAAAAAAAUCCCCGGUGACUACGGCCUACCCCUUCUCGGCCCAAUAAGAGACCGAUACGACUACUUCUACAACCAAGGCAAGGACAAAUUCUUCCAAUCCCGAAUCCAAAAAUAUAACUCCACAAUCUUUCGGACCAAUAUGCCACCAGGGCCAUUCAUUGCCCGCAACCCAAACGUCAUCGCCGUCCUCGACGCCGUCAGUUUUCCCGUCCUCUUCGACACCACGAAAGUCGAGAAGAAAAACGUCUUCGAGGGCACGUUCUUCCCCUCCACCGCCUUUACCGGCGGCUACCGCGUCUGCGCCUACCUCGACCCCUCCGAACCCAACCACGCCGUCUUCAAAGGCUGGUUCCUCUCUCUCCUCGCCGCCAGACAUAACAAAUUCAUCCCGCUUCUCCAAAACUCUCUCUCACAUCUCUUCACAAAUGUCGAAGCCGAGCUAUCGAGAAACGGCAAAGCAGAUUUCAACACGUUGAGCGAUAACGCGUCGUUUUCGUACGUGUUCCGUCUGUUUUGCGAUCGUGAUCCGUCUGAUACGAGGAUCGGAUCAGACGGAUCGAACCUUCUCUCGAAGUGGUUGUUCUUUCAACUUGCUCCUCUAUUUACCCUCGGAUUAAAAUACCUCCCCAACUUUCUUGAAGAUCUUUUGCUACACACAUUCCGUUUGCCGUUUUUCCCUGUAAAGUCCGGCUACGAAAAACUCUACGAAGGGUUUUCUACUUCGGCGUCGAAAAUAUUGGACGAAGCAGAGAAACUAGGGAUGAAAAGAGACGAAGCGUGUCAUAAUUUGCUUUAUAUGAGUGGAUUUAACUCAUAUGCAGGAAUGAAAGUUAUGUUUCCAGGUUUAAUCAAGUGGAUGGCAACCGCAGGGGAGAGUUUACACCGGCGUCUGGCGAAUGAAAUCAGGACCGUUGUUAAGUCCGAAGGCGGGGUCACUUAUUCAGCCUUGGCGAAAAUGAGCUUGGUGAAAUCAGUGGUGUACGAAGCGUUGAGGAUCGACCCGCCCGUUCCGUUCCAGUACGGUCACGCUAAGACGGAUAUGGUGAUCCACAGCCACGACGCUGCAUUCGAGAUCAAGAAAGGGGAGAUGAUCUUCGGAUAUCAGCCAUGCGCGACGAAAGACGGGAGGGUAUUUGAGAAUCCGGAGGAGUUUGUGGGGGAUAGGUUCGUCGGGGACGGGGAGAAGUUGCUGAAGUAUGUGUAUUGGUCGAAUGGGAGGGAGACUGAUGAUCCGACGACGGAGAACAAGCAGUGUCCGGCGAAGGAUAUGGUGGUGCUAUUGGGCAGGGUACUGUUGGUGGAGUUUUUCUUGAGGUAUGAUACGCUUACUGCUGAGGUUGGGACGUCGUUGUUGGCAUCAUCGGUGACGAUUACGUCGCUGUCCAAGGCCAAGUCGACUGCAUGAUUAUAUAAAGGCCCUUAUGUAUGGUCUAACCUGUUUAUACGCAAUGGAAUUUCGAAUCUCGGAGACCGUUAUUUACGUAAUUAUCUGCCGAUACGGUCCUAUAUUGGUUCAUAUAUGACUGUUUUACCAAUACUGUUACGAUUUCUGUUACCGCGAUUUAAAACCUGGAUGUGAUGUGUUUUCUGAAAUUUGUUAAAUCUCGUUUUGUUAAUUUGUUUAUGUUGGAGAUAGUGGAAAUUGUAAACUUGAUGGGAUAAAGAGUAGUUAA